UAUUCAAUGUUGAUGAAUUUAUACACAAAAACUUUACAAACAACUUGGACGCAGGCCAUAAAAUGUCAAUACAAUGCAGAACGUGCGCUGCAAAGAUUUUCAAUCCCAUUGCCAAAAACCUCUUUGAAGAUGAUGAUAAGAUAUUAAAGAACAUCGAAAUUCUGACAGGAAUGCGGUUAAAGGAAGAUCAGAAUAUGCCCAAGCACAUAUGCACCUGUUGCCACUUGGAUUUGUGUUAUUCAAUGGCGUUUCGAGACCGCUGCCUAAGAGCGGAGAAUAUUUUGCGGAGCGGGAAAGCAAACGUUACAUUGCGAAGCACGCUAAAUACGACUACUGUAAACUCGAAAUUAAUCAAAAGCUUACGUAAAAUAAGUCCAACUAUAUCUUAUCCUGCUAAAGCAUUACCUGUUUCAAAUGAUGAUACUGAUUCGAAUUCUACUGAGAACCUUAAAAGUUUCGGACGGAUGACUACAGACUAUAGUGAAGAGAGCUGUAGUAUAUCAUCGGACGAAUUGAGUAACUGGAGUGGCGAUGAAGUAACUUCUACCUCCUCAGAUUCAGAAUUUGAGGAGCCCUUACCAACUCUCAGUGAAAUGAAAAAAUUAAUUAAGGAUAGUGACGAGGAAGUCACUUCUACCUUGUCUGAAACAGGACACGACGAGUGUUUAACUUCGCCCAGUCCAAUAGAAAAAGCAAUUGAUAAUAUUGACGAUGCUUCACCAAAGCCUACUGAGGAGCCAUUGCCCAAAGAGCAAGAGGAAUUACCAAAUCAGAAGAUGGACGAUGCUAAACAAAUGCCUGUUGAAGGGCCAUUGCCCGAACAGCAAAAGAAAUCAACAAAUAAUGAAACUAACGGGAACAAAAAGAGAAGAGCGGAACCCGCAAAUCCCAGAAUUCUAAUCUGUGACCAAUGUGGCUAUCAAACAUCAUGUAAAAGAUCUCUAAAUAUACACAUAUUGCGCCAUAAGGGUGAAAAGAACUUCGUAUGCAAGGAAUGUGGAGCAAGACACUACUCUCAGCACCUGUUACAAUUGCACGUCCGAGUGAGACACAAAGGAGAGAUGCCAUUUGUCUGCAAGUAUUGUAACCAACGAUUUUUCACCAGCAGUGCUAAGCUCCGUCAUGAAGUAGUACGGCACAUUCGAGACUUUAAAUAUGAGUGCAAGAUAUGUAAUAAAAAAUAUCUAACCAAAUCAUGUUUGACCAAACACGAAUUUCUGCACACAGGCCAGAAACCUUAUCGCUGCGAAUUAUGCAAUGUGGGCUUUCCUCGAAGGCCUGGAUUAAGAAUUCACUGUCGUACGAAGCAGCAUCAAAAGAGAGAAAGCGAAGCGUUAAUCAGUCAACUGAAUGUCGUAAAUGAGAUUACGAUUCCAGCUGGGUCUAUAGUAUUUCCAGGCUCAAUAAUUGAAGAAUAUAUUGACGUAUAAAAUAAAGAAAGAGAGAAAUAAAA
Messenger RNA from Drosophila innubila, 1453 nucleotides. RefSeq names its product zinc finger and SCAN domain-containing protein 31-like. The record is from RefSeq and is a predicted model, not a curated record. The transcript is spliced from 4 exons. Gene Ontology annotation, biological process: regulation of transcription by RNA polymerase II. NCBI's taxonomy places the organism in Eukaryota, Metazoa, Arthropoda, Insecta, Diptera, Drosophilidae. Gene Ontology annotation, cellular component: nucleus. Bases 63 to 1430 code for a protein of 455 amino acids. Gene Ontology annotation, molecular function: RNA polymerase II cis-regulatory region sequence-specific DNA binding; DNA-binding transcription factor activity; zinc ion binding.